AGUUCAAGUCGUGACUCGGACUCGCCUUAUUUCUACAUGUUCUCGUAAAACGGUACCUCUACGGUACAGCCAGAUUAGAAUACACCUACGAUAAAUAAACAAACUCGAAAAACUCCCACAAAUCCCUCGGGAUUCUUCCACGAUAUCAAUAAUGAUUUGUUUACUUCGAGCUUCUUGAAAACGUUCACAUUUCGGGAAUUCCCCAUCGAUCCCACCUACACCCCUCAACCCAUAAACUUAAGGACCGGCCGAUCGAUAAGAGGGUGAGAUUUGUACGAAAUGUGUUUGUUAAUCUGCAUAUCCACCUCGGGCGCAAUUAUUGUGGAUUACCGUUCACUUCGGGCGAAUGACCAUCUAACAUUGUUGCGUACCGAGUUGGAACGGACGCUACGUUAGAUCGUAGUAUACAAUAAGAAAGUUUCGUUGAUGAACGUGGUGAAAAUGACCGUGGUCCACUUUCUCCACAUCUAACGACGCGCCAUCAUGCUUGUAAAUAAAUAAAUAUCACCACAUUCCCCUAGAAUUUGUCUUAAAUCGAUCGUCUUGUUAAAAAUUGAAACGUUUUUUAUCACCCUCUGAAACACAACAAUGAAUAAUUGACACAAAACCGAUUGCUGGUAAUAAUUGGAGGGUAUCUUGAACCGCGCGACGGGAAACACACGGCUCCUAAUAAAUUGAUCUGGACUGAACGCGGGCGAUAAUUACAACUCGAGCGCCCUCUAGAAAUUAGUAGCGGAGGCCCAUAGGUCAGCUAAGUAGAAAUUCCAUAUGUUAACAACAAAUAUCGCGCGAAAUUCGAAGUUGACAAUUGUUGUAAACCUUUUGUUUAUUCUUCUUAUUAUUAGUACUGAUGAAUACUGUUCAAGGAAAAUCCAAUAUGAUAGGUUAAGUAGCGCUACGUGACCCGCCUUUUAAGUACUUCGCUACCCAAUGUUACUCCAAGUAAUUACUAAUCCUUGAAACACAUAAUGGUCUAAUUUUCCAUUGCGAGUGCGCGAAAAAAACAAAACAUCACAUUUUGUGGUCGCAAAACUAGUCACAGUGCGUUUAUAAUCGAUAGUGGUAAACGUCACGAUGACACCAACCCCCGAGUCGCAAAUUCUACAAGCGAACGCUUCUUUCGGCCUAAACCUCUAUGAAAUCCUGUCACGUAAAAAAGGUAACAUUUUUUUCUCCCCGCUCAGUCUUCAUGCCGUUCUUUCGAUGUUGUAUCAGGGAGCGCAGGGAGAGACGGCGCAGGCUUUAGCUCACGCCUUGAAAAAUCCGGAUGUUAAAUCUACAGCGGAAGGAUAUAGGGAUGUAAUCGCGCAUUUGGGGUCGCUCAAGGACGUUACUUUGCUAACGGCGAAUAAAAUCUUCGGGAACAAGGCGAAAAGUAAAUUUUUGAAAGAGUUUGAGGAUUGUGUUGUGAAGAAUUUUGGAUCGGAGAUUGAACUUUUGGACUUGGAGGAGCCGAAAAGUGCGGCUAGGAUUGUUAAUAAAUGGGUCGAGGAGAAAACACAUGACAAAAUCAAGAAUAUUGUGAAUGAGGCUUUGUUUAAUAAUAAAAAUUUAAGUCUGAUUUUGAUCAAUGCUAUUUACUUCAAAGGGGAUUGGUUGUUUACUUUUAAAGAGCAAUCGACUAAAAAAGAUAAGUUUUAUUUGGAUGACGAAAAUGUAAUUGAGGUGGAAAUGAUGCACCAGAAGGAACAUUUCUACUAUAAGGAGGACCAAGAUCUCGAGGCUCAAAUUAUUGAAAUGCCAUACAAGGGGUCUACAGUCAAAAUGAUGGUAAUAUUGCCCAAAAACGGCAUAAAAAAACUUGAAGAAAAAUUACCCAAAACAGACUUGAAGAAACUCACCGACGGCUUGAAACGUACCGAACUUCAUCUUUUCCUACCCAAAUUUAAGAUGGAAGAAACCAUGAAACUGAACAAAAUCCUAAUCGAAUUGGGCUUAAAACCCAUUUUCGACAUAAACCAUGCCAAUUUUAAGGGAAUUUUUGACACAAGUAGCCUCCAAGACAAUAUUUUUGUGAGUGAAGUGAUCCAAAAGGCGUUUGUUGAAGUCAACGAAACUGGAACAGUGGCGGCGGCGGCCACAAGGGCUGCCAUGGUUUUGGGUUGCGCGCCCGGUGCUCCCAAACCAGUCAUUUUCCGAGUUGAUCGACCCGCAAUUUUCCUUCUUGUGGCUUCACACGGCGAAGAAAGAAAUGUUUUGUUUUUAGGACGCUUAUCCCAUCCCGAGUGUUAAUAAAAAGGUAUUGGAAAAGUCUUCCAGAGGUGCUUGGCGGAAUAAGUAUAUAAUAAUAAUAAGUAUGUGCAUAUUUCAAAAAUAAAAAGUGCUAAAGCGAUAUUUUUAUAAUGUUUUAUAAAUUUCACAAACCACGCAGACAAUUGACGCGCUUGAUUCAAAUUGUGGCUAGAUUUAUUCACAGUUUUAGCACAGAUUCUAGAUUUAAAUGUAUAAUCUGUGGUAUUAGUGUAAAUCUUAUCUUAAGCCUGUAGGUAAAAUAUCUGUUACUGUAUUUCUGUUGCAUUUUAAAUCGUCGUUUUAUGAAAUUGAUUUUUGAAUGGAAAAGUAUUAAGGCUUGUGGAGAAAAUAAAUAACGGUUAUUCGCGAUUUUUAGUAAAUUUAUAGUCAAAAUUUUUAUUUGUCGUAUUUUUUACAAUUUGAGUGGUUUUAUACAAAUAAAAAGCUUUUGGUAGAAGAGUUUUUUAUUGAAUC
Tribolium madens (black flour beetle) is the source of this 2706-nucleotide messenger RNA. Its product is annotated as leukocyte elastase inhibitor A-like. Gene Ontology annotation, molecular function: serine-type endopeptidase inhibitor activity. The record is from RefSeq and is a predicted model, not a curated record. The transcript is spliced from 3 exons. Bases 1075 to 2232 code for a protein of 385 amino acids. Lineage: Eukaryota; Metazoa; Arthropoda; Insecta; Coleoptera; Tenebrionidae.